Leptomonas pyrrhocoris is the source of this 339-nucleotide messenger RNA. RefSeq names its product putative dynein light chain 2B cytoplasmic. Gene Ontology annotation, molecular function: dynein intermediate chain binding. The record is from RefSeq and is a predicted model, not a curated record. The coding region runs from base 1 to 339 and encodes 112 amino acids. The transcript has a single exon. Lineage: Eukaryota; Euglenozoa; Kinetoplastea; Trypanosomatida; Trypanosomatidae. Gene Ontology annotation, cellular component: cytoplasmic dynein complex; cytoplasm. Gene Ontology annotation, biological process: microtubule-based movement.
AUGGCAGCUGUGGGAACCGGACCGGAUAUUGAGGAGCUCGUCAAGCGCAUCACGUCGCACCGCGGCGUGCGCGGUUUUCUGAUUCUCAAUAACGAAGGCAUCGCCAUCCGCCAUAGCUUCACCGAAGCCUCGCGUGAGUUGGCGGUGCAGUACGCUGCGCUCUUUCAGUCGCUGGCCAUGAAGGCGAAAAGUGUGCUGCAGGAGAUUGAUAGCAACAACGAGCUGCAGCUGAUCCGGCUGCGCUCCAAGAAGGACGAGAUCAUCGUAGCACCCGACAGCAAGUACAUGCUGAUCAUCAUCCAAGACGCUGAACUAGACAAGCCGGAGGUGAAGAAGUGA